GCUUUAUUCUCUUCAUACAGGAAGAUGGCCAGGAAGACUCACUCUUUUACAAAGAUCUUCAUCAAUGCUGCUGUUAGAGAGGAUCUCUCCUGGUUUUCAUCUAUUCUUUCAGAUUAUUUGAGCAUUCACUUCAUUUAUUCAACUCUCUGGACUAUUUCAGAAGCUAACAUGAUAAUCUAG
Messenger RNA from Guyanagaster necrorhizus, 180 nucleotides. RefSeq lists its product as uncharacterized. Lineage: Eukaryota; Fungi; Basidiomycota; Agaricomycetes; Agaricales; Physalacriaceae. The record is from RefSeq and is a predicted model, not a curated record. The annotation marks the transcript as partial. The transcript has a single exon.